ACGAUGGCAUCGUUUAUUUCUCGGCUUGGAGGACGAAUUGUCGCUAAAUCUGCGACAAAACAGCGCCUCUUCAUCCAGCAACAGGUGCGAUGGUGUGCUGUGGCCGCAGGAAGCACGGAACACACACUCAGUGUACAGAAAAGAAUCGAGAAAACACGUGCGGCUGCCGUUUUGGGAGGUGGGCAGCGCAGGAUUGACAACCAACAUAAAAAGGGGAAGCUAACUGCACGGGAGAGGGUUCACCUUUUGUGUGACCCAGGCUCUUUUGUGGAAUAUGACAUGUUUCUGGAGCACAACUGUACAGACUUUGGUAUGGACCAUGAAAAGUACCCAGGGGACAGCGUGGUGACGGGGAGAGGUAGAGUCAACGGGAGACUCGUGUUCAUCUUCAGCCAGGAUUUCACUGUAUUUGGGGGAAGUUUAUCUGGUGCUCAUGCGAAGAAAGUUUGCAAGAUAAUGGACCAGGCCAUGCUGGUAGGAGCUCCAGUGAUUGGGCUGAAUGACUCUGGCGGAGCUCGCAUUCAGGAAGGGGUGGAAUCACUGGCUGGGUAUGCUGACAUCUUCCAGCGUAAUGUGAUGGCGUCAGGUGUUAUUCCUCAAAUCUCGCUCAUUAUGGGACCAUGUGCAGGUGGAGCUGUAUAUUCUCCUGCUUUGACAGAUUUCACCUUUAUGGUCAAGGACACUUCCUACUUGUUCAUCACUGGCCCCGAUGUCGUCAAGUCAGUUACAAAUGAGGAUGUCACUCAAGAGGAACUUGGGGGUGCCAAGACUCAUACAACUACAUCAGGUGUGGCUCACAAGGCCUUUGAGAAUGAUGUGGACGCCUUGAUUGAGCUGAGAGACUUCAUCAACUUCCUGCCCCAGAGUAACCUAGAUGCUGCCCCAGUCAGGGUCUGUGAGGACCCUUGGGAUCGCCUGGUUCCAGGUCUUGAUACCGUGGUCCCACUGGAAACUACAGCAGCCUAUGAUAUAAAGGAUGUGGUGAACGGUAUUGUUGAUGAGAGAGAGUUCUUUGAAAUUAUGCCAAACUAUGCCAAAAAUAUCAUCAUUGGCUUUGCUCGAAUGAAUGGACGCACCGUGGGAAUUGUGGGAAACCAGCCUAAGGUUGCGGCAGGGUGUCUGGAUAUCAAUGCCUCAGUCAAGGGAGCCCGCUUUGUCCGUUUCUGUGACUGCUUUAACAUUCCUAUCAUCACCUUCGUUGAUGUGCCAGGAUUUUUACCAGGCACUCACCAGGAGUACGGAGGAAUCAUCCGACAUGGAGCCAAGCUUCUGUUUGCUUAUGCUGAGGCAACUGUCCCCAAAAUAACAGUUAUCACUAGGAAGGCGUAUGGCGGGGCAUAUGACGUGAUGAGCUCUAAACAUCUCCGUGGAGACGUGAACUAUGCCUGGCCUACUGCUGAGGUUGCUGUCAUGGGGGCAAAGGGUGCUGUAUCCAUUAUAUUCCGGGGUAAGGACAACCAACACGAUCACGAAGAGGAGUACAUCGAGAAGUUUGCUAAUCCCUUCCCUGCUGCAGUACGAGGUUUUGUGGAUGACAUCAUCGAACCUAACAUGACACGGAAGAGGAUUUGUCAAGAUUUAGAUGUCCUGGCGAGCAAAAAACUGAAAAAUCCAUGGAAGAAACAUGCUAAUAUUCCUCUCUAAUUAACUCCUACAAAAACAGCAUUUUUUUUUUUUUUUCACCCUGUUCCAAGUGAUGCUGUAGAACCUUCUGCAACACAGUAAGUCUUGUGUUAAGUCUCUGUAUCAAACAUUAACCUGUCUCAUUAAAGACAGUGCUAUUGAUGGAGUUUCAGGAGCUGUUACAUGUAAAUGUCGUGCAAAUGUAACAGUAAAAAGGUUUCAUGUUAAUGAGAUUCCCGGGUAAGGAAUAACUGGAUGGUAACUUAAGAGAGCUAAAUGAACGUAUAGUUUAUUGAGUAUAUGCUGGUAUGAAUUCCUAUUUCAAAAUUAAGACAUGGCAGUAAUUGUACACUUGUUGGUUUAGAUACUUCAGAUGUACAAUUGGCAUUUUGUGAUGCAUUUACUAGUAUAUAAAAGGGAGAGUAGAAUGAUGAUGGGUUGAGGACUUUUUCUUUACUGGUAAUCUACUGUAUUUGAUAAAACUGUUGCUAAAAAAAAUUUGUUUUUUAGCUUUGUGAGGCAUGGAAUAAUAGUUUUUGUUGUUUUUUUUUCAGAUUCUUUUGCUUUCAUACAUUUUAACAUUUGAUUUUAAUUAUGAUACACAUUCAUUUAAGUAAAAGUUUUUAAAGUGGGGUUUGGGUACUAAAACUGUUUGUGCAACAGUGCUAAACCAACACUCUCUACCAGUGCUUCAGUUGUUUUGUUACUAAUUCCAUAAUGACAUGAAUGUAUUUUGUUUUCCUUUUUUUUUUCUUGUUUUUUUGAAAAUUUUAUUUAAAAAUCUAUCCUCAUUCAUUUACUUCCAUGUCAUCAGCUUCCAAAGUCUCUAAGGAAUCAGGCCAGUGUAUCUCCAUCAGAGAACACUGCUCAACUUGUCAGAAAACAGCUUUAAAUGUUUUAUACUAUCUCAUAAUUCCUGCACACACAGUUUAAGCAGGUAGCCAUUGUUGUUCAUGGGUGUAACACAAGCAUUGCCGGUUACCUUGGUCUGUCAGCAAACUGCAGAUGGUCUUGGGUUUCCCCAACUCAGGACUCUUCCCAAUUUCCUUUCACUGUAGUGAUGACCGUCGUCGUAUAAGUGAAAUAUUCUUGAGUACGGUGUAAAAUCCGAAUCAAAUAAAUAAAUAAACCACUGUGAGGCCCAAAUCAUGUUUGCCAACAAGACUCACUGGAUCACUGCGUUAUUGCAAUCAAAAGAGCAAAGUUAGGAAGUUUAAUGAAGAAGUGAAAAUUUAAAUCUCAUCAGACAGGAUUAUGCAGGUGUUGCGUGAAGAACUCUACACAUUGCACACAGAGAAGGUGUAAGGAAAAGCGUUUAAUUUUUAACACUGAAAAUAUCUCACCUCUAAGCAAGCUGAUGUUACUUACAUGUACAAGAGUGAUCAGACUUAUAUUUACAAAUGCAUUUCAUUGGCUAAAAUUCAAGGUAAAUCAGUAUGUCUGCCAUGGGUGGCGCAUCCAUUUCUCCAGUUUGUGCAUCUUAACCAUACGUGUCAAGGUCAUACUGUGGAUACAAAUCAGAUGAAAUAUUUGUAGUGUAUGAUGUGAAUCACAGUGAAAGUAAAUCAAUAGAACUGCAUUUUCACGAGGUGUUACAGUUUCCUGUUGCAUCAGACAAUUGCUGGUAAAUAUUACAUAAAUAUAUACAUAUAUAAUCAUAUUUUGCAUUUAUUGUACAUGUAGUCUCAGAGUGAUGCGUUUGGGUUGUACAUCAGUUUCGUUGUGCGAAACGCUCCUAAGGUAUGACCAAAACAAAAAAACUGUGCCAUAAAAAAGUAUAUAAUGUUGUGUAAUUUAUUUGUGUACAAGUAGGAUAUCUAUUGUGUCUAAAAUCUUAAAUUUCUAAGGUGUCAUUUGAGGACCAGAAAGAAUCAUGUUAUUACAGAUUUGUUAUCAGAGUUUAUCUCCAUCAUGUGAACUUUUUGAAUCUCUUGAUUGUAUCUUGAUAAUGGAUUAGGUAGAAUUAAUAUUUGUUAUCCUGAAAUCCAGUUGUUUGAUGGCUAUGAAAAUCAGUGUUUCACAGAUGCUGGUUUUAAGUGACACAUUUUGCUUUUUUCUGACUGAUUACUUGUCUUAUAGGGCCAGUUAAGAGUUUUUGUCCAGUUUGAUAGCUUCUUAUCAGAAAAGCUUAAAGAGCCAUUCCGGUGCACACCCAUUUCAGUGUGAAAUCGCUACUAUGUGACAUGGAUGUAUAGUAUGUACAAACGGUUAUCACGUAAAGAUAUGUUAAGCUUCUUGGGCAAUUCAACUGAUGCUACUAUGGCUCCACAAAAUUCCUGUUGACGUCUCCUACUCAGAAGACCACGUCAUCCGUGAAAAAGCUUUAGUGUGAUUGAAGAUGCUGCAGAUUACGUCGCUCCAGAAAAAAUGACGUCACUCCAGAAAAAAUGACGUCGCUCGAGGAAUUUGUAUGGCUGAAAAUUUUGUUGCUGUAAGCACUCAGUAUUAGUAGGAUUAUUUGAAGACCUGAGAAAAUCCAUGCCUGGUAUAUGAAAACACGCAUGUUGUGCUGGACAGGAAACAGUUUACUUUUCUUCUUCCGUUCAUCAAUAGAAGAAUCUGGGCUGAAAUGGCUCUUUAAGUGUUGGCAUCAGAAGUAUCAGUUAAAUGAUUUUAUGUGCUUCUGAAAGGACAUAUUUACAGUCCAAACUUUAGAUGGCAUAUGGUAUUUGAUUUUCUGCUGAUUAUGCAAAACCUUAUUGUCAUAUAUGAUUACACCCUAGCUUCACCAUGCAAAGUUCACAAUAGAAUAACAGUAGAAUAUAAAACAUUUUUAUUCUUAUUAAAAUGUCAUAAAAACUACAUGUAUCUCCACAGAAAUAAGGCAAAACCACUUUUUUUGUUAUAUACAUGUAAUACUGUUUAUAGAAAUGUUACAAAUUCCAAAUUUUCACAAACAAAUAGGAUACUAAAGGAAAGCCAUUUUUCACAGCCAUAAGAUAACAUUUGUUCGAAGUCGGUGUUUCACAAGGUAUACAUACAUACAUGUAGUGUUGUGUGGAUGUAACUACCUUGGCGGACAGUACUGUAGUUAUUACAGUGGUGUGUUCGUUUCACCUACAUAGAGGUACCUGCAGUUUUCUGUUGUUAAUGGGCAACUGGAAUAGAUGUAAAUACCUCCCCAGGGUAAUAAAAAGGGGACAGGGAACAAUUUUGGGUAAAUUUUACUGUAUUGGAAAUCAGACUGGAAUUGUCAAAAAUGUGAGAUUUCAUUUAGAUGACUGUCUCUUCCCAGCCAUUGAGUUACAUGUAUGGGUCUAUAUCUGGUUCAGGACAACUACAGUAUUCCAUAUUUUGAUGGAUUCAGAUCAAUUCAUCCACCUUUAAUAGGGCCACUUACAAGAGUUUCUAUUUAUGUGAGAAAUGUUAUUUAUUUCCUUUCAGAAAAAUAUGACAGUGUUGGCUCAAAAGUGUCAUUUUAGGCCUAUAUUUGUUUCUGAAAGUGUAUUUUUACAGGCCAAGCUGCAGGUGAAAAACACUAAUUACUUUCCAGGUGAUGUUUUCAUGUUUUCUUACUCUAGAUUUAUUACGCAAAGUUUCUUACUGUCAGUGCUACUUUCUUGCCUCAAGGCUACAGUUGGUACAAACUAAUGUAUAUCCUGUAUAAAACAGGAUUUUGUGAACACUCUUCAUCAUGUAGUUUUUCAGAGGUCUCUCUCCUUUGUAAUUUCAUUAUUUUUGUUGCUGUAAGUGCUACAUUUGUUCCAUUUCCACAUAUCGUUCCCAUGUUCAGCUGACCAGUAAUACGGUGCUUUUGUCUUGUGUGUGGAGAUGUCAUGGUUAAAUCAUACUUAAAUUUCAUUCAAUAAAAUUUAAUUAACAUCUGUAAGACAAAUUUUGAGUUCAUUUGUUUA
Messenger RNA from Liolophura sinensis, 5477 nucleotides. Its product is annotated as propionyl-CoA carboxylase beta chain, mitochondrial-like. The coding region runs from base 4 to 1644 and encodes 546 amino acids. Gene Ontology annotation, cellular component: mitochondrion. The transcript is spliced from 17 exons. Lineage: Eukaryota; Metazoa; Mollusca; Polyplacophora; Chitonida; Chitonidae. The record is from RefSeq and is a predicted model, not a curated record. Gene Ontology annotation, molecular function: propionyl-CoA carboxylase activity.